AGUCCCCGGUGUCGGUGGGAGCGGAGCGGUGGCGGGAUGGGAGCGGGGCCGGGCGGGGCGCUGCGGGCAGCCCUGGCGCUGGGGCUGCUGGCGGCCGCUCAGCCCGCACCGCCCGCCCGGCGGCAGGCGGAGCUGUUCCUGGAGAAAUACGGAUACUUUGGGGAGCCGGGGGCCGGCGCGCACAGCCCUGCUGAGUUCAGGGAGGCGGUGAGGGACUUCCAGCGGGUGACCCACCUCCCUCUCAGCGGGGUCCUGGAUGCCCCCACGCUCCAUCAGAUGGCUCUGCCGCGGUGUGGCACGGGGGACGGGGAGAGCCGCGCUGCCGGGGCUCACCGGGCAUCUGCCGCCCGGCGCCGCAGGCGCACCACGCAGCACGGCGGGAGGUGGUACAAGCGGCACCUGACCUACCGGGUGGUGAACUGGCCCUCCUACCUGCCACAGCAUGAGGUGCGUCUGGCUGUGAAAGCUGCCUUUGAGCUCUGGAGCAACGUGUCCUCACUGGUCUUUUGGGAAGCUCAGGAUGGCCCAGCUGACAUCCGCCUGACCUUCUUCCAUGGGGACCACAACGAUGGACUCAACAACGCCUUCGAUGGACCAGGAGGUGCCCUGGCUCACGCCUUCUUCCCCCGGCGCGGAGAAGCCCAUUUUGACAGCGCCGAGCGCUGGUCCCUGCACAGCGGCAAAGGAUGCAACCUCUUCGUUGUGGUGGCACACGAGGUCGGCCACACACUAGGCCUGGAGCACUCCUCCGUCAAGAGCGCCCUGAUGUCUCCCUACUACAAGAAGCUCAGCAAGGAUUUUGUCCUCAGCUGGGAUGACAUCUUGGCCGUCCAGAACUUGUACGGGAAGCCCUCCAAGGGCUUGGCCAUCCAGCUCCCGGGAAAGGUCUUCACUCACUUCCAGGACUGGAGCGUGGACCUUUACGGUGGGGACCAGCAGCGGAGGAGCCUCAGUGCCUAUUACUGCCACUCCUUCUUCGACGCCAUAACUGCUGACGCGGAUCACAACCUCUACAUCUUCAAGGGCAACCACUACUGGGUGGUGCCAGCGAGUGGCAACGCCAGCGACCCGCAGCCCCUGCAGCCACGCUGGCCCGGCCUCCCCGCCGGCAUCGACGCCUGCGCCUGGUCCCAGCUCAGUGGCAAGUUCUACUUCUUCAAAGGUGGCCGAUGCUGGCGCUACAUGGGUUCCACCUUGGAGGCAGGUUUCCCCCAGAAAUGCAGCGCCCGCGGCCUCCCGCGGCACCCCGACACCGCGCUCUACUUCCAGCAGCUCCGGCGCCUGGUCCUCUUCAAAGGACCCAAGUACUUCGUGGUGAGCGAGGAGACCCUCGGCGUGGAGCCCUACUACCCCCGCAGCCUGCGGGACUGGGAGGGAUUGCCCCCCGGCACGACGGGAGCCCUCACCCACCGCGACGGCUUCGUCUACUUCUUUCGGGAUGACCAGUACUGGAAAUUCGACCGGGCGAAGCUCCAAGUGGUGGCCACCGGCAAAUGGGCCACCCAACUGCCCUGGAUGGGCUGCUGGGAUGCAAACGGUGGGCAGGACCUCUUCUGAGCAGAGCGUGCUGGGAUAAAACGGGGGUGGGCUGAAGCCCACCUUGCUUGUGCUGCCCAGAUCCACCUUUCAUUGACUCUGGAUUCCUCUCUGGGGACAGUUUGGGCAGGGACCAGAAGGUCAGAGCUGCCUGCAGGUGACCAGAGCCAUGGGUUGGUGGAGCGAUGCCCCAGAGCAGCAGGGAUGCAGGAUGGGGCAACCAUCAGCCCAGGUGGGUCUGUCACAGCCAGGUGGGCUGGAAGCUUGGGGAGAAACUAUUUUUUUAAAAAAGACCACAAAAAAAAAAGAGGUGUAAGCCGUGGAGACAGUGGAGGCACCUCUUUCUGUUGAAGUUCAGGAUAAUUUUACACAUUUUUUUUUCAGAGACUGGGGUUUGUUGAUACUUUAGCUGUUUUUUUCCCCACGAUGCCUCACCGUGCUGGAUCUGAGGCUUGGGUGGUUUUAAAUAAGAGACUGAGGAUGUUUUCUGGUUAAAACAAAAAGAAAAAAGACAUUUGGACAAAAAUAGGGGUCUGUGUUGAACUUGGGUCUCUCUCCUGCCUCCUCCCAGGGAUGGAGGGUUGGCACCUUGAGAAGCUCAUCACCUAUGGGUGCUUUACUGGGCUGCAUCCACAUCCCAGCUCCCUGGUGAGGCACCAGCUGGAGACACCAGCACCAUGGGAUUUUGGGGGAGAAAGCAGAGAAUUUUGGUCCAGGAGCCUCUAUGGAGUGAAGGGAGUGGGGAGGAAAAGCUGAGCUGCUGACCGCGUCGCUGUGCGAUGGUGUUGCACAGGUCGAGGGCAGCAGGAGCAUCACAGCUUGGCUUUCUGAUGCGUUUGGGAUGGCUGGGUGGAUUCUCUGGUGUCUAAUAAGGGCUGUGCUCACCUGGCAGAAAGUGUCUGUCCUCUGCUCUGUCUCUGCAAGUGAUGGGAUCAAUGUAUUUUGGAGUCUGCCACAGUUGGGUGAACUGGGUUGAAAAAUCACUGGGGGAGGAGGGGGAGAAGAGCAGGCGAGCAGGACAGGUGGACGUGUCCGUGCAUGCAGGCUCGCAAGGACAGCUCGGCUGCAUAGUCCUCAUUCCUUUCCCAAAGCAAGCUCCCCACCUCGAAACGCCGCUGGCUCCUGCGCACCGAGUCACCGGUCACCUCUGCCAAGAGCCAUCGUCUCCCACAGCCAGUGGGGGAACAUCAGGGCUGAGCAAGAGGCCUCAGCUUUCUUAAAACGUCCUUGGAUUUGAGAGUUUUGGGGGAUUUUCACCACGCUGGGGUUGUCUGGGCGUGGGGUGCUGCUUUGCUGAUGGUUCUCCCAGGACUCAGAUCCCAGUCCUGGGUGCCCUGCUUCGGGUCGGUGGCUUUGGCACCGGGCUGGGUGCUGUGCCAAGAGCCAACUCGGGUGGUUCUGUCCAUUUUCCAUGAUACUUGUGAGUGAGCCCUUCCUGCACAGACACAGACAUGGAGACAUCAUCUGCUGGUGGCUUAAAAUCUCAGGGGCUUUUAGGUGUUACCAAAGAGACAGAGCCACAUCAUUUUCAUUUUUAAUUGAAUGAUAAUAAGGCUUCCAGGGAGUCCCAAGGGCUUGGAGACCUGGUGGCAAAUAAAACAAACCUCUGGAUAUGCCA
Molecule: messenger RNA, 3154 nt
Organism: Calidris pugnax (ruff)
Lineage: Eukaryota; Metazoa; Chordata; Aves; Charadriiformes; Scolopacidae
Gene: MMP28
Product: matrix metallopeptidase 28
Exons: 8
Coding region: 37-1557 (506 amino acids)
Biological process (GO): extracellular matrix organization; proteolysis; collagen catabolic process
Cellular component (GO): extracellular matrix
Molecular function (GO): metalloendopeptidase activity; zinc ion binding
Source: RefSeq, a predicted model, not a curated record